UGAAAAUGGGUUUCCACUGCCACUGUGUCACUGAACUUUGCCUGCUCACUUCCAUACUCCUGCCAAAUUCAUCCUUCAACUGCCCAACCCUGCGUGCCCCUCCUAUUCCCUGCCCUUUUAAAACUUUGAGCGUGAGGCAGUCACUGAUUAGAGAUUAGGCAGACAGCUAUCUGUGCAGCCUCUGGGUGAAAGCUGUGUAUCCACCAGGAACUCAGGACAAAAAGGCCUGUGAGUCCAUCAUGCUCCAAGACAGACUUCACAAGAGGCUGAGCGCCUUAUGCUUUGGACUUCUGCUUCUCCACGUCGAGGUUCAGGGCCAGGACUCUGCCAGCCCCAUUCGGACCACACGCACAGGGCAGGUGAAAGGGGGCUUUGUCCAUGUGAAGGGUACUGAUGUGGGGGUCCACACCUUCCUGGGAAUCCCCUUUGCCAAGCCACCUCUAGAGAAACUGCGAUUUGCACCCCCUGAGCCCCCAGAAUCUUGGAAUGGUGUAAAGGAUGGCACCUUACACCCAGCUAUGUGUCUGCAGAACAUUGCUGUACUGAAUGGGAUGAUUCAGAAACUGGUGAAUGAGACCCUACCCACCAUGCCAAUGUCUGAAGACUGCCUGUAUCUCAAUGUCUACACACCUGCCCAUGCCCAUGAGGGCUCUAACUUGCCUGUGAUGGUGUGGAUCCAUGGUGGUGCACUGGUAGUAGGCAUGGCCUCCAUGUAUGAUGGCUCUUUGCUGGCAGCCCUGGAAGAUGUGGUGGUGGUCAUCAUCCAGUACCGCCUGGGAGUGCUAGGCUUCUUCAGCACUGGAGACAAGCAUGCUGCUGGAAACUGGGGCUACCUGGACCAAGUAGCUGCACUGCGCUGGGUCCAGCAGAAUAUCGCCAACUUUGGAGGCAACCCUGACCGUGUCACCAUCUUUGGCGAGUCUGCUGGUGGCACAAGUGUGUCCUCACAUGUUGUGUCCCCCAUGUCCAAAGGACUCUUCCAUGGUGCCAUCAUGGAGAGUGGUGUGGCCCUGCUUCCUAGCCUCAUCACCAAUUCUUCUGACAUGCUCACCACAAUGAUGGCCAACUUGUCUGCCUGUGGCCUUCUUGACUCAGAGGCCCUGGUGAAUUGCUUGCAGGCCAAGAGUGAAGAGGAGAUCAUAACCAUUAACAAGCACUUCAAGCUCAUCCCUGGUGUGGUGGAUGGAACUUUCCUGCCCAGGCAUCCUCAGGAGCUGAUGGCCUCUGCUGACUUCCAACCUGUUCCCAGUAUUAUUGGCAUCAACAAUGAUGAGUAUGGCUGGCUGAUCCCCUCGAGCAUGGAAGUGGACACCCCAAAGGAAAUGAACAAAAAGACCAUGAAGACUGUUCUGCAGGAAACAUCAACAAUGAUGAUGUUGCCCUCUGAGUUUGGCGACCUAUUGAUGGAGGAGUACAUGGGGGACAGUGAGGACCCCCAUACCCUUCGAGUUCAGUACCACGAGAUGAUGGGCGACUACAUUUUUGUGAUUCCUGCACUCCAAGUAGCAAAAUCUCAGUGUUCUCAUGCCCCAGUCUAUUUCUAUGAGUUCCAGCAUCGGCCCAGUUUCUUCAAGGAUAUCAAGCCACCCCAUGUCAAAGCAGACCAUGGUGAUGAACUUGUCUUUGUCUUUGGAGCUUACACCUGGACUGCCAAGAUGAAAAUCACUGAGGAGGAAGAACAGCUGAGCAGGAAGAUGAUGAAAUACUGGGCCAACUUUGCUCGGAAUGGGAACCCCAACAGCAAGGGUCUACCCAACUGGCCCGUGUUUGACCAGGAGGAGCAAUACCUGCAACUGAACUUACAGCCUGCCGCAAGCCAGGGUCUGAAGGCCAACAGGUUCCAGUUCUGGACAAAGACUGUACCCCAGAAAAUCCAGGAGCUAAUCACACGUGCUGAGCAGAGACACACAGAGCUGUAGCUCCCCAUGUCUGUGGGUGAGGAGGUUGGGAUGGCCUUGAGUGCAGUGGAAGUCUGCCUUGUGUGUCCACGCAGACCCAAUUGAGGAUGUGGUAGUUUAUUUCUUACACAAUCAUUCACUCAUUCUUCCUUCCACCCACUCAGUGAACAUUCAUUGAGAACCUUCUACAUGAUUUAAUUGCUAAACCUUCCAUGGAUGCACCUUUUUUUUUUUUUUUUUUGCCUCCAGGGUUAUUGCUGGGGCUUGGUGCCAGCACUAUGAAUCCACUGCUCCUGGAGGGUAUUUUUGUUGCCCUUGUUGUUGUGCUUGCUGUAGUUGUAAUUGUUGUCAUAGCUGUUGUUGUUGGAUAGGACAGAGAGAAAUGGAGAGAGGAGGGGAAGACAGAGAGGAGGAGAGAAAGAUAAGACACCUGCAGACCUGCUUCACCGCUUGCGAAGUGACCUCCUGCAAGUGGGGAGCCAAGGGCUCGAACCUGUAUCCUUAUGCCGCCCUUGCGCUUUGCGGCAUGUGCGCUUAACCCGCUGCGCUAUCUCCCAGCUCCCCCAUGGAUGCACUGUUAUCAGACAACAAAUCUUCCCACGAGCUGUGGGUGGAAGUUCCCAAGUGAAGUUCACCUUCCACUGAAGCUCUCUGGCCUCUUUUCAAAUCCACCCCCACCUCUACAGUACUAUAUUUUAUUGUUGAUUGUAAACCAUGGUGAAUUCACCUUCUUUACCCCAUCUUGGAUGGAGCUUGAAGACAUCAUGUUAAGUGAGAUAAAUCAGAAACAAAAGGAUGAUCUCACUCAUAGGCAGAAGGUGGCAAACAAGAUCAGAA
Molecule: messenger RNA, 2735 nt
Organism: Erinaceus europaeus (western European hedgehog)
Lineage: Eukaryota; Metazoa; Chordata; Mammalia; Eulipotyphla; Erinaceidae
Gene: CES2
Product: carboxylesterase 2
Exons: 12
Coding region: 240-1919 (559 amino acids)
Cellular component (GO): intracellular membrane-bounded organelle
Molecular function (GO): carboxylic ester hydrolase activity
Source: RefSeq, a predicted model, not a curated record